AUUCUCUCUCACACACAGCCACAGACAAAGUUUAGGCAUCGAAGAGUUGGUUACUGGGCUGAAAACCUCCCAACUUCCUGACCCGUGCGCCAAAGCACAGAUCUAGGAUCAGCUCACCCGCAUCAAAUCCAAACCAGGACCUUAAUAAACCACAAAGGGGAAAACUGACCUCAGACCAGUAUUUAAACCGCACGUCUUCCUGCCCAGACACUGCCUCUCCAUCCAGAGGUCCUCUGUGCUCCAGCUGUCCAUCCGUCUAUCCAUCCAUCCCAGCCAGCUAGCCAUGGGUCUGAUGAGCGAAGACAUGGAUUGCUGCGUCUGCCUCCAGCCCUACUCUCGCGGGGAGAAAAUCCCUCGGAUGCUCCACUGCAAGCACACCUUCUGUGGGCCGUGCUUGGAGGCGAUGUCCAGGCUGCAGAGGGACCUGAGGAGCGUGUGCUGCCCCCUGUGCCGCUUUAUCACCUGUUGCCGGGCCAACCUCCCCCUUGCUGGGUCUCUGUGGGUUAACACUGAGAUCUGGGACCAGAUAGCAAAUAGACAGGAGGAGGAAGAGGAGGAGGAGGAGGCAUGGAAGGGAGAUAACAGACAGACACAGACCUCUACACAGUACGAAUGCUCUUCAUUGGGGUGUUCUGGUGUGUGGCUCAAGCUACAGAGUUUCUUGAAGAGAACGAGGCACAAUGGACUGUAAACAGAGAGGACUAAAAGAAGUGAAGAAGUGAAGUUGAUACAUUUUUAAAAAAGAAAUUGGUUCCAAUGCAGUUGUCUUCUGUUUGGGAGUGACAGCCAAUUUAGUGAUUCAUACAUUGUGCAAUUAUGUUUUUCAUAAUGGCAUCUAAUUUGCAAAGUAAGGUCUCGGUUGUGUUUUGAUAGGUGCUGUCACAAUAGUCUAGGAUACGAAGCAGCGGUUGGGUUACUAACGUCUUUCUAAUGGAUACAGUAAAACAAUUAUUAGUUCUGUAUAGGUACCAAAGCUUAUAGUUCAUUGUUUUUCUAAUAUAACCAAUAUGCUUUCCAAAAGAUCAUUCAAACACAGAUAUUUCAAACAAUUUGCACUUUCAUAUAAUGUGUACAAUGUCCGAUAUUGAAUGGGUACUGUGUACUUUAUACAAUAUACUGUGGACAAUGUUUAUAAUUGAUUUAUUUCAAUAAAGAGA
Coregonus clupeaformis (lake whitefish) is the source of this 1157-nucleotide messenger RNA. RefSeq names its product RING finger protein 224-like. The transcript is spliced from 3 exons. NCBI's taxonomy places the organism in Eukaryota, Metazoa, Chordata, Actinopteri, Salmoniformes, Salmonidae. Gene Ontology annotation, molecular function: ubiquitin protein ligase activity. Gene Ontology annotation, biological process: protein ubiquitination. Bases 284 to 691 code for a protein of 135 amino acids. The record is from RefSeq and is a predicted model, not a curated record.